Molecule: messenger RNA, 692 nt
Organism: Cavia porcellus (domestic guinea pig)
Lineage: Eukaryota; Metazoa; Chordata; Mammalia; Rodentia; Caviidae
Product: T-cell surface glycoprotein CD3 delta chain
Exons: 5
Coding region: 96-611 (171 amino acids)
Biological process (GO): positive thymic T cell selection; cell surface receptor signaling pathway
Cellular component (GO): external side of plasma membrane; membrane; alpha-beta T cell receptor complex
Molecular function (GO): transmembrane signaling receptor activity
Source: RefSeq, a predicted model, not a curated record
CCGCAUACCCAUGAGUCAGUUGGAGGAGGUUCAUCUGCACCCCAGCUGGUAGUUCCGGGAUCUGGCUCUGUCGACUGGAUGACUUCUGCUGAAAGAUGAAACAUAGCAGAUUCCUGACUGGCCUGGUCCUGGCUGCCCUUCUCCCUCAAGUGAAGCCCUUCCAGAUACCUGUGGAGGAAAAUGAGGACAGAGUGUCUGUGAGUUGCAAUACCACUGUCCAGUGGCUGGGAGGAACUGUAGGGAUACGGCAAGAAAACGGUACCCGUCUGGACUUGGGAAGCCGCCUCCUGGAUCCACGAGGAUUGUAUAUGUGUUUGGGGACAGACGACAAUGCCAAGAAAGAAUCUACUGUGCAAGUGUAUUAUCGAAUGUGCCAGAACUGUGUAGAGCUGGACUCUGGCACUCUUGCUGGCAUCAUCAUCACUGACAUCAUCGCCACUCUGCUCCUUGCUUUGGGAGUCUACUGCUUUGCAGGACACGAGACCGGAAGGCCCUCUGAGGCUGCCGACACUCAAGCCCUGUUGAAGAAUGACCAGCUUUAUCAGCCCCUCCGAGAUCGUGAGGAUGCUCAGUACAGCCGUCUUGGAGAAAAGUGGCAUCGGGGCAAAUGACCUCAAGGCCAGUGGCUUCUAGAAGCACCUCCCAGACUGUGCCAACCCUGAUUGCUUGGCCAAUAAAGACGUUCUCUUCCA